Molecule: messenger RNA, 837 nt
Organism: Cephus cinctus (wheat stem sawfly)
Lineage: Eukaryota; Metazoa; Arthropoda; Insecta; Hymenoptera; Cephidae
Gene: tsu
Product: RNA-binding protein 8A
Exons: 4
Coding region: 205-705 (166 amino acids)
Biological process (GO): RNA splicing
Cellular component (GO): nucleus; cytoplasm; exon-exon junction complex
Molecular function (GO): mRNA binding
Source: RefSeq, a predicted model, not a curated record
GGAGUGCCGCGUCUCCAAUAAGUGGUCUGUGCUUUAUUCAGUUACGCUCUGUGGUUACGUACGUUUUGCAAAUGUUUGCAAACUUGUAGUGUAUACCAGCGUGUACAGUGUAACACGUACAAUCCGUUUCUUUUUACUUAGGCACGUCUUGUAAUUUGCUAUAACAACUCAUUUAGUGUGAAAUUCAUAAUUACUAAACUCAUAAUGGCAGAUGUAUUGGAUAUUGAUAAUGCUGAAGAAUUCGAAGUCGACGAUGAGGGUGACCAGGGAAUUCUACGUCUGAAAGAAAAAGCUAAAAAGAGGAAAGGUCGCGGACAUGGAGCAGAAUUAGUAUCUACUCGUGAUGAUGUUGGCCAUUACGAGUCCAUGAACGUCGUCGAGGAUGACGAUGAUGAACCAGGUCCACAAAGAUCUGUUGAAGGAUGGAUUCUAUUUAUCAAUUCUGUCCAUGAAGAGGCACAAGAAGAUGAUAUCCAGGAUAAAUUUUCAGAAUUUGGACAGAUUAAAAAUCUCCAUCUGAAUCUGGACAGGCGAACAGGAUUCUUGAAAGGAUAUGCUUUGGUUGAGUAUGAAACUUUCAAGGAGGCACAAGCUGCUAAAGAAGCUCUGAAUGGUACAGAUAUUCUAGGUCAAGCUAUUUCCGUUGACUGGUGCUUUGUCAAAGGACCUAAGAAACUUAAGAAGAGAAGUCACAGGAGACGAUGAAAGAACACUUAAUUUCUAUAUAUUUUCCUUUUUUUUUAUAAUUGCUUGACCGUAUUCAAAUGAAAAAAAUAAAACCAAGUUUAAUUUGUACUUUAGAACAACUGAUUCAAAUAAAUCAAGAGCUAAAGCAAA